AUGGCGUACCUCGACUUUUUCAUAGUAUCAUUGAUUCCGGUCCUGAAAACAUUACUGAUCACUGCUGUUGGUUUGUUUCUUGCAUUGGACAGAGUGAAUAUCUUGGAUCUCUCUGCAAGGCGAAACUUGAAUAAUCUUGUGUUUUAUGUCUUUAGUCCUGCAUAUGUUGGUAGUAGCUUGGCAGAUACGAUUACCAUGAGCAGCCUAAUUGAAUUAUGGUUCAUCCCUGUGAAUGUUGUUCUCACCUUUGUUAUUGGUUCCAUACUUGGUUGGAUGCUUUAUAAAAUCACCAGAGCUCCUCGACAUCUACGCGGCCUACUUAUCUGUUGUUGCGCAACAGGGAAUAUAGGAAGUUUACCUAUGAUCAUCCUCCCAGCGAUCUGUAACGAAACAAACAGUCCAUUUGGAGACUCAUCAACCUGUUCUACCAAUGGACAGGCUUAUGCAUCACUCAGCACCGCGCUAGGGGCUUUCUUUAUCUGGAGUUAUUCGUAUAACAUAAUCAGGGUAGAUGCAAUGAAAUACGGCGAAAAUUCGUCAGAACAAGGUUCUGAUGUGUUGCCAAAAAGUAACUUACAUGAAGCAUUACUUACGAAGGAUAAUGCUGAAACUCAAGAUUUGCUGCUUCUUACCAACAGCAUGGAAGAUGAUAGCAAGACACCAUUCCUAAAGAAACUACAGAAGCAGCUUGAAAUUUGGGAAUCAAAGUUGAACCUAAAAAAGAUAUUUUCUCCUUCAACUAUCGCGACGAUAGUUGCCCUAAUCAUCGGAACGGUUACUCCCUUGAGACACCUAAUAGUGGGGGAAAAUGCUCCUCUGCGUGUUAUAGAUAGCUCGGUAUCUCUACUGGGAGAUGCAGCAGUACCAGCCAUGACGAUGAUUUUAGGAGCAAAUCUCCGCGAGGGUUUUCAAAAAUCAGAAGUUGGACCAUGGAUCAUAGCCGGCGUCCAGGCUGUUCGAUUUAUUGCAAUGCCUCUUCUGGGUACAAUUAUUGUUAGAGGUGCACAUUACAUUGGAUUGGUGGGAUCCGAUUCAUUGUAUCAAUUUCUGCUACUGCUGCAACAUUCAGUACCAUGUGCGAUGGCUUUAGGCACUAUGACGCAGCUGUUUGGAAUGGGGGAAAGUGAUUGCGCAGUGAUUUUGUUGUGGAAUUAUGGAGUUGCUUCACUGGCUGUUACUCUUUGGUCUACUUACUACAUGUCCAUUGUAAUUCCAUAG
Messenger RNA from Oldenlandia corymbosa var. corymbosa, 1218 nucleotides. NCBI's taxonomy places the organism in Eukaryota, Viridiplantae, Streptophyta, Magnoliopsida, Gentianales, Rubiaceae. The record is from the annotation of a GenBank genome assembly.